AGAAAAGCAGAGUACUUAUAGCAUAAGUUUUGGUUUUUACUCAUUCUCGUAAGCCAAGUAUUGUAUAUGUUUUUCUCUUUUGCACGAUUAAUCAUGUCAACUGACGGAUUUAUUUUGUUGUCAAAUACUCAAAUAGUGAUCGAUGACGAAUUAGCAGGAGUGUAAAUUGAUUUAUAUUGGGUAAAAUACGUUCUGUUUUAGUUAAAUAUUACUAAUAAACAAAUAUGAAUAACCCAGGCAUGAAUUCAGCCACGCCAGGUGUGCCGCAGGUGCCGCUGCUAGACGAUGACACCAUCGCCUUUGGUGAAGAGGAUAAUGCUAAUAAACAGUUUGUGCAUCCCUACAUAGUGUUCUUCCACCUAGUGUUCCGGUGCUCUGCCAUCGUAGUCUACAUGUUGUGUGGAUGGUUCUCCGACUCCUUCAUAGCCAGCUUUGUGCUUGUUGUACUGCUGCUGUCUGCUGACUUCUGGACUGUCAAGAACAUCAGCGGUCGGCUGCUAGUUGGUUUGAGAUGGUGGAACUAUGUGGACGAUGACGGCAAGUCCCACUGGGUGUUUGAGACAAAACAGGUAAAUAACCGCGUGAACCAGAACGAGAGCCGGCUGUUCUGGAUGGGACUGAUCCUGUGCCCGCUCAUCUGGUCCACCUUCUUCAUCUUCUGUCUCUUCGGACUCAAAUUCAAGUGGAUGCUUCUAGUCCUCAUCGCGCUGACGCUAACGGGGGCGAACCUGUACGGCUACGUGAAGUGCAAGUUCGGUGCCAAGGAGAACCUGAAGUCAGCCACCACGGAGUUCGUGAAGCGCCAGCUGUUCCAGAACGCGACCAGCUUCAUGUUCACGCAGCCCGCGCCGCCCACGGCCGGGGCUAACACCGGCGUUGUCUAAUCAUUACAUUAUACACCUACCGCUGAAGUUAAUAAAGGCCAAUUUUUAUUAUUUAUCUUUUUGCCACUAGUGAUAAUAAUUUGACGUUUUAUUAGAUUGUAAUGUUUGAGUGGUAUGGUGGAGACACGAAAGGAACUGCAAUGCAUGGAUCACUUUGAUUUAUCGUUCUUUAGAGUUAGGUUUGGUAGUGUUUUUUUACUCCUAUCAUGAUAGUAAGAAAGUGCAUUCAAAUUUAUAAUUAGUCGAUUUAUAAAUUCAACCUGAAGUAUAAUAAUUCAGUCAAAGAACUAAUUGUUUUCACAAACACUACAUGUCAAAUUCCUAUCGCUAUUAAAAGUUAGAUAGGUCAUUUUAACUUGCAUUGUUUAUUAUAUUAACAGAAAUAUGUUGGGAAUUCGUUGCCUGGUUUAGUUAAGUCAGCUUUAAAUUUUUGUGAUUGUAUUGCACAUAAUUAAGCUAUUUAUUAUGUUAUUCAAGGAUUACUUUCAAAUUAUUUUUUUAGUCAGUCAUUAGUUAGUGUUAAUGUUAUGGGUUCUAUUAGAUUGUUUAAAUAUGUCUAAUAGAAGACUUUAUCAAGGAUCUUCUCACACGACGCUAGGUAAAUCUUCAAUACUUGAGGAUUCAAAUCUGCCUCGUGUAUGAAGGGCCAAAUGUAAUUAAUAAUUUUAUUUGACAUAUCCAAGAAAUUUCAUAGUAUCUAGAAAUUAUUAUACUAUCUCCUUCCAAAGUAAAAUGGUUUGAAGCAAUCAAUAUGUAUGUCGAAUGCAUUUACCUGAAAACAAAUUACUUAGAUCUUAAUUAUAGUGUUUACUUAAUUUGGUUUUAUUCAGAUUGUAAUUAAAGUCUAAUUAAUGUUAAUUCAUUGAUGUAAAUAUGUGAAAAAACGCAGCUGCCAGUUUAAGAUUUAUUCCUACUCAUCGGCCGCAGAUAUUCCUAUUUGUAAAUUGAAAUAAAUAAAUACGAAAUAUUUACAUUUGUCCAUUUUGAAAUCAAUAUUUUCAUUUGUUAAUAUGUGAUAUAUUUGAGAAUUGUACUAUCGAAUUGACUCCACGUAAACAAAUUCCAUAAAAUUGAUUGAAUACAUUGUUAUAGGCCCCAUAGUUUAAUUAUACUGUAUAUAAUUAUAUUAAGGUAAUCAAUAAAUUAUGUUACAAUGUAAAA
Trichoplusia ni (cabbage looper) is the source of this 2045-nucleotide messenger RNA. RefSeq lists its product as uncharacterized. The coding region runs from base 225 to 884 and encodes 219 amino acids. Lineage: Eukaryota; Metazoa; Arthropoda; Insecta; Lepidoptera; Noctuidae. The transcript is spliced from 6 exons. Gene Ontology annotation, cellular component: Golgi membrane. Gene Ontology annotation, biological process: protein secretion; vesicle-mediated transport. The record is from RefSeq and is a predicted model, not a curated record.